AAAAAUAAUGGUGUCCUGUUAUUGUUUUUGUUGUAACUGCAAAAUAUCCCCCAAAUCGGCUUUCGGGAAAUAUUGUGAGAGUGACAGUCCUUGACCAGAUAAAACGGGUCGUUCCGGCAUAAAGUCGCGAGAACUAUUGGAUAUUGCUCGCCUCUUACGACAGGCAUGCAUUACCAUGAGGAUGAAUUCUUGAGACCCUAAACCGCAGGGGAAAUUAAGGUUUAAUGCUUAAAGUUGGCUAUUAGGGUGUUAAUUAUAUUAUCUAUAAUUUGGGAUGUUGGUCGGGCUUGCAAUCCCGAAUAAGGAGUAUGCACUACUAAGGAAUAGAAAAAAUGUUAUGGACCGAAAAUUUUUAUUAGAAAGUCAACUUUAGUUCCACCCUAACAACAAUUCACACAUAUUUUUUUACAACAGAGCUGGCAGCUCUGCCAACGAAAGAGCUGAAAGACCAUGGUUUUAAUGUAUUUUACAUUACUUGUAUUCGAAACUAAUUAAAAAGUGGAGAUAUGGCCAAUAGCUACGACAUACCCAGUUGGGCUGGUAAACCUCCCACUGGGCUGCAUUUAGAUGUUCUAAAGGAAGACAAGCUUGUCCAGAAGCUUAUGGUGGAUGAGAAACGAUGCUACCUCUUCGGUCGUAAUAGCCAAAUGAAUGAUUUUUGUAUUGAUCACGCUUCUUGUUCCCGUGUGCAUUCAGCUUUUGUGUACCAUAAGCACUUGAAUAUCGCUUAUUUAGUUGAUUUGGGCUCAACACAUGGCACAUUUAUUGGUACAUUGCGGCUGGAGCCCCAUAAACCGACGCAGCUACAAAUUAAUAGCACAUUUCAUUUCGGCGCAUCUACGCGACGUUAUAUUUUGAGAGAACGUCCUUCGGCUGGUCAACGCAACAGCAUUAUGGAAGAUUUACCUAUGAAUGAGACAAGUGAUGGAGCUUUGCUUGGCUUGCCCGAGAGUCAAACCGAAUUGGAUAAUCUCACCGAAUACAAUACUGCUCACAAUCGGCGAAUUUCGAUGUUAGGUAUUGCAGAUGAUAACUUGCGCAAGCAAAAUGCUGCAAAACAAAGCAAUCGGAAACGGCGUAAUGUUACCUUUAAUGACGAAGAAAUUAUCAUUAAUCCAGAAGAUGUUGAUCCAACAGUAGGACGUUUUCGAAAUUUGAUACAAACAACAGUUGUACCAGCGAAAAGAGCACGUUUUGAUUCGGGUAAUCAUAUGGGAAUUCAGUCUUCGCCAAAUAAUGGUACUAUAUCGUCAAGCACCACAAGUAGCCAUCAAAUAUUCCAACAAAGCUUAGCUGAAUUAAAGCAGCAAGUGGUUGCCGCACCGUUGUCGCCCACUUCUCUAUAUCAAGGGCUACCCGCCUCCGUGCAUGAUUCACAUCCAAAUUCUAGUCUAAAGUUCAACAACAGCAGUUCUGACUUUGAUAUUACACCAAUUGCUAUGGGUACGAAAUUAGGUCUAUUAUUGCCCAACCCAGCGCCUGAUGUAACACCCGUUGUGGUGGAGCCAUCUCAAGUUAAAUCUGCAGCCGUACAAGGUGCUGCGCAAAAAUUAGGGCAAGUCAAUGCAAAUUUGCGUUUCGAACAACACGGAGCCUCUGCAUCGGAGGGCGGUGUGCAUGGACCCCAAAAGAAGAAAUAUGCUAAAGAGGCAUGGCCCGGACGGAAACCAAUGCUUGGUCAGCUGUAAAUGUAAUUUUUGAUAUGCGAACAAGAAGAUGGUGUUGAUUUUUGAUGGAAUUUUAAGUAAAAUAUCAAUAACACCUACACAUAUACAUUUGUAUGUAUAUAUAACAAGAAUAGUUUUUCUUCUCGAUCGAGGGAGGCAUAAAAGUGGGAGUUUUUCGUUUCUUGUUUCUUGAAAAAAAAAUAAAAAAAUAAAGUCAAAAUCUUUGUCUUAAACACAA
Molecule: messenger RNA, 1905 nt
Organism: Ceratitis capitata (Mediterranean fruit fly)
Lineage: Eukaryota; Metazoa; Arthropoda; Insecta; Diptera; Tephritidae
Gene: NiPp1
Product: nuclear inhibitor of protein phosphatase 1
Exons: 7
Coding region: 507-1688 (393 amino acids)
Cellular component (GO): nuclear speck
Molecular function (GO): mRNA binding; protein binding; protein serine/threonine phosphatase inhibitor activity
Source: RefSeq, a predicted model, not a curated record